Messenger RNA from Micromonas commoda, 1497 nucleotides. RefSeq lists its product with no specific name. Gene Ontology annotation, molecular function: pseudouridine synthase activity; RNA binding. Gene Ontology annotation, biological process: pseudouridine synthesis. The record is from RefSeq and is a predicted model, not a curated record. Bases 1 to 1497 code for a protein of 498 amino acids. The transcript has a single exon. Lineage: Eukaryota; Viridiplantae; Chlorophyta; Mamiellophyceae; Mamiellales; Mamiellaceae.
AUGCCGGCGCCGCGCGACUACGUCGUGGUCAACGGCCUGCGAUACGUCCAGCCCUACUUCCACACCUUCGACAUCCGCGUCAGCGACAAGCGCGUCGGGUCCUCGGUGCUCGCCGCCCUCGACGAGCAGGUGCGAUUUCAAGGACGCGUCGGCGACGGCAGGGAGCACUGGGCGCGAGAGCUCGCCUCCGGGCGCGUGCGUCUCGCGUCCGACGUCCGUCGAAGGCUGCCGACGGGCGGCGAGAUCCCGGAGGAGUGGUUCGCGGCGCCCGUGUCGCUGGACGCGCCGGUCCCGCCGGACUCGUUCUUUCGCGUCGUUAGGCACGUCCACGAGCCGUGCGUGGGAUGCGAAGUGCCGCGCGUGCUCCUCGAGGAUUCCAAGCUGGUCUUCGUGGACAAGCCCGCGGGAGUGCCCACGCUCGCGGGCUGCGGACCGAAGCUCCAGGGGGAGAACAACGCCACCAGGCUGCUCAACAGGACCCGCGCCGAGAACGCAACAGGAGCCGACGACGGGGAGCUCUUCGCCGUGAACCGCAUCGACAAGCCCGUGUCUGGCGUGUGGAUCCUCGCCAAAGGGUCCAGGCUCGCCGCCAGAUGCCGCGCGGCGCUCGCCAAGCCCGGGCACGAGACAAAGACCUACCUGGCGAGGGUGCGGGGCGCCGUGGUCGGACCGAUCCGAAUCGACGCGCCCCUCUCCGUCGGCGCCGACGGCCGAGCGACGACGUCCGGCGGCGCAGACGCCAAACCGGCAGUCACGCUCGUACACCCCGUCGCGAGAUAUCCACCCCCGUGGGACGAUUGCACCCUGGUGGCGUGCAGGCUGGAACGUUCUGGACGGUUCCAUCAGAUUCGAUGCCACCUCGCGUCCGUCGGGGUUCCGAUCGCCAACGACGCGACCUAUAACGAGUCGGGGGCGGAAGAAUCGACAAACGAUUCUUCGACCCGCGCAAUCGACGACGGGGGCGGGACCGAGGUGUACGCCGACGACGACGACGGCACCUUACUCGCGUCCAUCACGGAGCCCGGGGUGUUUGCGGCGACGUGCCUCGAGUGCGGGUGGGCGGCGGCGGCGGCGGCGGGGGAUAGACGCGCGUUCGACCCGCGAUUGAGGGCGGCGUGCGCGGCGGAGUGGUGCGACCGAGUGGGACGUGAUGGUGGGACCGAGUGGGAGCGGGCGCAGGACGUGAAGCGUCGCGGGAAUGUGAAGCGUCGGCGCCGCGAACGAGACGGCGACGGGUCCGGGGACGACGGGUCCGGGGACGACGGGUUUGGGGAUGGGUCAGCGGCGGAGAGGCCGAGGGCGGGGACAUCGAUUGACCUGCACUCGGCCGAGUACCGAAUCUGGUUCGACGGCGCCGAGUACAAAGUUCGAAGCGAAGCGCUGCCGGCGUUCGCGAUACGCGCGCUGGGCGCCGACGCGACGAUCGACGGCGUGGUGGACGCGCUGCCGUGGGCCGGGGAGGGCCUGGAAGCCGCCGGACGCGCGCGGCGAAAGUAG